AAAAAUGUCUUCUUCUUCAACUCAACAAAAUCCUUCUUUUGGUAAUUAUCCGAUUAUGCAAUCAAAAGAAAAACAUGAAGACAUUAAAUUUAUUAAUAUACAAGAUAUUGGGGCAGAAUUGGAUGGAAAAGAGAUUUGGCUCAGAGCUCGUAUUCACGAUAGUAGAGGAAAAGGCAAAAAUUGUUUUAUUUGUUUACGUCAACGUAUUUAUAGUGUUCAAGGGGUUUUAUUUGUUGGGGGAGAAAUUACUAAAGAAUUUGUUAAAUUUGCUCAGAAUAUUUCAAAAGAAUCAUUAGUUGACGUUUUUGGUCAAAUUACAAAAACGCCUUCACCUGUUUCAAGUUGUACUCAAAGCGAUGUUGAAAUUAAAAUUCAAAAAUUAUUUAUUGUUUCUGCUUCUGAGCCGAGAUUGCCUUUACAAAUGGAAGAUGCUACUAGACCUGAUAUUGGAGAAGAAACAGGGGGGUUGGCUGUUGUUAAAUUGGAUACUAGAUUGGAUAAUAGAGUUCUUGAUUUACGUACACCAACUAGUCAGGCUAUAUUUAAACUUCAAGCUGCUAUUUGUGAAGCAUUUCGUUCAAAUCUUAACAAAAGAGGAUUUAUUGAAAUACAUACUCCAAAAAUAAUUUCAGCUGCUAGUGAGGGGGGAGCUAAUGUUUUUGAGGUUAGCUACUUUAAAGGUUCUGCUUAUUUAGCCCAAUCACCACAACUUUACAAACAAAUGGCUAUUGCCGCAGAUUUUGAUAAAGUUUAUACAAUCGGGGCUGUUUUUAGAGCUGAGGAUAGUAAUACACACAGGCAUAUGACUGAAUUUGUUGGUUUAGAUUUGGAAAUGGCUUUUAAAUUUCAUUAUCAUGAGGUUAUUUUUAAUUAUAUUUCUUUGAAAUUUUUUGAGGGUAAAAAAAUUUUUUUAUUCUUUUUUAAGGCAAUGCUUACAGUUGCAGAAUUAAUGUGUGAAAUAUUUGCACAUCUUCAAAAAAAUUUUCAACCAGAAAUUGAAGCUGUUCGUAAACAAUAUCCAAGCGAGCCGUUUAUUUUUACUGAAAAACCUUUAAUAAUUCAAGAGGCUGGUGUUGAACAAGGAGAUGAGGAGGAUUUGAGUACUCCAAACGAAAAACUUCUCGGCCGUUUAGUCCGUGAACGUUAUUCCACUGACUUUUAUGUUCUUGACAAAUUCCCACUUGCUGUUAGACCAUUUUAUACAAUGCCUGAUCCUUUGGAUGAACGUUAUUCAAAUAGUUAUGAUAUGUUUAUGAGGGGAGAAGAAAUUCUUUCUGGUGCCCAACGUGUUCAUGAUCCAAUAUUACUCACUGAACGUGCAAAAAUACAUAAUAUUGAUUUGGAAAAGAUUCGUGCUUAUAUCGAUGCAUUUAAAUAUGGAUGUCCUCCACAUGCUGGUGGUGGAAUUGGUUUGGAACGUGUAACAAUGCUUUUCCUUGGUUUAGGCAAUAUUCGACUUGCUUCGUUAUUUCCACGUGACCCUAAACGGAUUACUCCAUAG
Meloidogyne enterolobii is the source of this 1501-nucleotide messenger RNA. The record is from the annotation of a GenBank genome assembly. Lineage: Eukaryota; Metazoa; Nematoda; Chromadorea; Rhabditida; Meloidogynidae.